Molecule: messenger RNA, 6402 nt
Organism: Bradysia coprophila
Lineage: Eukaryota; Metazoa; Arthropoda; Insecta; Diptera; Sciaridae
Gene: Dlg5
Product: MAGUK family member discs large 5
Biological process (GO): negative regulation of hippo signaling
Cellular component (GO): plasma membrane
Molecular function (GO): protein binding
Source: RefSeq, a predicted model, not a curated record
GCAGCCAACUUGACGGAAAUAUCAUUCAAUGAAAGGUAAUGGAGUAAGAAAAGUUAUGAUGGGCAAAAUUAAGUAAAAUCUUCCAAAAAAUUCAAUUGGAAAAUAGCAAACUCCCCAACAUAAGAACGAACCACUUUUCUGAGAAAUGGCCUCCGGGGAUCUGUCGUUGACCAGCAACAGCAGCCAAGACAGUAGCCAUGAGUUUAAUUUUGAACGACCCCGGAAACCUUCAAACGACAGCAUCAAAGAUUUGGAAUCGGCCAAACAGCAAUACGAUCAGGCAAUCAUCGAACUGAAUUCGCUGCGUGUGCAACAGAAUGAUAGUAAAUUACGAAUGGAACACAUUAUGGAACAAUUGGAAUUCUAUCGGGAACAAUAUAUGGCCGCGAUGAAUCAAGUGGAACAGUCAGCACAGGAGGGCACAAGUCUGCGAACAAAGUACACGGACUUGUCGAACGAAAAUGUCCGAUUGCAGCAGCGGAAUCAUCAUUUGGAAAAGAAACUGUCGCGUUUCGUUGAGUCGAUGAAAGAUAAUUCGGUCAAAGAUAAUGGCAACAGUCAGGCGUGUGCAUUCGUCGAACAGUACAAUGAUUUGAAGAAAAAGUACGAUCUAGUGCGUGUGGAAUAUGAUAAGCUGAAUGCGGAAAUGGAAAAGUGUAAAAAGCUUUGCUCGGAUUUGUCGCGGGAUCGCAAUUCAUUGGCGUUGGAAAAGGACGAUUUGAAACAGCAGUUGUCGAACGCGUUCGAGCAAUUGAAGACUUCAUUACGUGAGAAAAGUGCUUAUCGAGAAGCUAGAGACAAAUUGAUCGAACAGCAUGACACUGACAUUAAGGAAAUGACCCAAUUGAUGCAGUCUAGGGCUGAAGAAUUGCGAAGAGUGACUGGCCAACGUAAUGCUGCCGAGCAAGAGCUUCGAACGAUUUUGGCGGAACGGAAAGGCGUGUUAGAGGAGAACCAAAAGCUGAGCGACGAUUUGUCUGCAGCAAAGGAGAAACUGGAAAAGUACUACAAAGACGACAAGAAGUUGACCUACGAAAAUGACAAUCUGAAAAGAGAAAUCGAAUCGGUUCUCCGUUACAAGGACGAUUUGGCUAAAGAGUGCAGUGUUCUUCGUGAAAAGGUUGAGUCGAAAGAUUUGCUAAAGAGUCGUGACAGCAGCUGGAGCAAAGACAUUUCAUCGGUGGAUGGGAAAGGAUUAAGCGAUCAGCAUGCAUUGGAUUUGGAAACGGCAAACGAGGAAAUCGAAAAAUUGCGGAAAAGUUUGGAGCGUGCUAUGGCAGAGAUUGAAAAGGCAACGCUAGACACAGAGGUUUCGAAAUGCCGACGAGAUUGGGCAAUAACUGAGCGCGAGAAAAUUGUCCAAGAACGGGACAGUGUUAAAGGAUUGUGUGAUAAGUUGCGGAAAGAGAGAGAUACAGCCAUCUCGGAUUUGCUGGCAGCAAUCAGAGACAGUGAAAAAAUUAAGAAGCAAAAAGACGAGGCGUGUCGUGAAGUGGAACGUAUACGCGAAUCGUUUGAAUCGCAGUUGGGCAAUUCGCGACGAAAUAUACGCUGGAGCUACAAUCCGUACGAUUUGGAGCUGCUGCAGAAAAAUGAUUCAGAAAUGAUUGAAUUGGACGUUAGUGGCAUUGGCGUUGAUGACAUUGGCAUCGUGUUAGAGGGUGGCCGCGAUGAUUCACAGAAUCGAGUUGAUUCCGGCGUUGUUGUCGUCAGUGUCAGUCCGGACUCGAUUGCGUACGGAAAAUUGCGUCCGAACGAUUGCAUACUUCAGGUGAAUAAUUUGGAUUGCACCUCUAUAUCGAAACGAGUUGUGCUCGAAACCAUUCGCACUAGUGGUGGCAGAUGCAUAGUCAUUGUGAAGCGACCAAAGGUUAACAAACCACACAUGUAUGCGGUGAAUUUGAACAUGAAUUCAAACAAUCGAAAUCACGGCUUGACCCUGGAAACGGGCGUAUUCAUUUCAAAAAUAAUGCCAGGCUCGUUAGCAGCUAAAGAAGAAGACUUGUCAGCAGGUGAUCGUGUGCUCAGUGUGAACAGCAAAACAAUGGAAGGUGUUAAAACGGCUAAGGAUGCAAUGUCAUACCUUGAUGACAAUCGUUCCGAUGCAUUGACAAUCAUAGGACUCAAACAAGUGGCGCAAUCGUUUGAUACACCGAUCAGCAACAGGACUAAACACAAUCGAAUGAUUAAUAUAUGCACCCAGACUGAUGAACGAUAUAGUUCGGAGUUUGACACAAACAGAAACUUCAUCGCAGGCAGUUCCAAAUCAACGUCCAAAAUAUCCGAAAUGAUCAACAAAUUCAAAGGCAAGAUGAAUAUUCACGGACACAGCAAUCAGAAAGGCAGUACAGUAUCAGAAAGCGAUAGCCUCUGUCAGGAAAAUGAUGCUAUUGCCGUAUUAGACCUUGUAUUGAACAACGAAAAUAGUUCCGGCAAAAGUAAAGACAAUUUGUUUAAGCGUUCGAAACGAUCGAAAAAGGACAGCUCUAAGGAUGUGAAUAAAAACCUGGGAACGUGGCCACGUGCAAACAUAAUGAACGCUGGUCGUGACGAUCAUCAAACAAUUACACAACGUAAAAAAGAACGUCCACCGCUAACACUGUUUCCUGGUCCAGUUACAUUAGGUGACGAGAUUGAUAAGCCAAAUUUAUCGAAACGAGAUCCACCAACGGCAGCAAGAUCAUCGAGUGUUGCAACGAAUAGCAAUCGAAACUCUAAUCCGAUACCAUUUCACAUCGUCUAUCCAUCAUCGAAUCGAUAUUCUGCUGUAAUCGAUCAUGAGCCGAUGCUGUUAGAACACCAAAACACGAAACCCGUUCCCGUACCAAAUUUGUCGAAUACCCUGGGACGCAAUCAAAAUAUCAUUGACACUGUACACCCGUACCGUCAUCAUCAUCCGAACAGACUAAGUCUAAAUCUUACACAAGCGGCUGAACCAUUUUCUGCUUGCUUCUACAACCCGAAUAAUCGAUCCAAAACGAUAGAUAACGCCACGAAACCGUUCCAGCAGACGUCGUUGGAGUUUAGCAUGAAAAACUCAAACGAAUCCGUUCUGAGUGCAAAAAGUCCGGUAACGUCGCUAGAUUUCAAACCGCGGUCCAUGCAGAGUCCACAAGAUUUAAUUUCGCUUAAAAGUCAAACAUCGGCCGACUCGGUUUUAUCGCCAAAGUCCCCGCCAUCAAUGGAAUUUUCAAUUCGGUCGUAUCCGAAAGAAUCCAUGGAAUAUGGAUUUCCAUACAAGCGUAAUGUUGGCAAAUAUCCUAGUGAUAGCGACAGCAUCGGCAUGGACAUCAUACCGACCAGUAAUAGUGUACACACAAAUACAUUGCUUGCAUAUUCAUCACAUCCACGAGCCUUAACAUCAACGAAUCGAGUUCCACCCAGAGUAUUCGGUCAAACAUCUCAUUUACAUCCACACCAUCCACAUUCAAUCCGUCAAACUAGUCCACUAACGCUACUACAAUCACAUGAUCAAAUUGCACUAAGAGAUCGAACUGAAUUGGAGUAUGGAAUGCACUCCCAAAUGUCUUCCAUGGAUAUGGAUUCGUAUGGCCAGCGCGGUACAAAUAAAAAGAAAACUGCACGUGAGCGGGAUUCGGUUUACAGCAUCGAAUUCGGCACGUUUCCUCGCAGCAAAGAGAACCAACGCAUCCUGAUACCGUCGAAUCCAAGUGUUAUCAAAGGAAGUGGCGUUAAAAACAGCACCGGAUCGAUUGAACAUGGCAGCGAAAGAGGAUCGCCGAUGCCACCAGCUUUUCAAGUGGAAGUUCUGAGCCGAGUGAACGACAAACGGAACUCAAUGCCAAACUAUUGUUUCGGACAAAAACCGAACUGGGAACCUGGUGACUUGAGACGUGUAACAAUUGACAAACUUGACAAGCAGUUAGGCAUAACGAUCUGCUGCAACAAUAAUGGCGGAGGUAUAUUCGUUUCGACGGUCACGGAAAACAGUAUUGCUAGUCAGGCCGGCCUUCAAAUCGGUGAUCAGUUGCUUGAAUUUUGUGGAAUUAACAUGAGAUCAGCCACUUAUGAUGUGGCUGCAAAGUUUUUACGUCAGUGCGGUAAUUCAAUCACGAUGCUCGUGCAAUACAACCCAGACAAAUAUGAUGGAAACAUCAUUCAUGCGUCCGAAGAUGACAGUGUCAGCCGAUCAGGUUCUCCAACGCCUCGGAAUAGUCCUCGGCCGACUCGAUCGUUAUUAAUGACCAAUGAGCCGAACGUCGGCAAGCAAUCGUCGCCGCAAAUUCCACAGCUUUCCUUGCUACCACAUCAAAUGAAGAAGCAGAAAUUUGCGGACAGUUUGGAAAAUCAAUCUGAAUCGAGUUUACCCGAUUCAACGUCUGACAUUUUCGAGGCCGAUCCUCGGAAGAUAACGAUGAACACGAAGAACAAAAGCACGAAUCUUGGAAUAAGUUUGUUGGGAGGUAAUGCGGUCGGAAUUUAUGUGCAUGACGUGCAGAAAAACUCUUUAGCGGAAUCGGCAGGAAUGCGAAAAGGAGAUCAGAUCCUUGAGUAUAACGGGGCUGAUUUGAGGAGAGUAACAGCUGAACACGCAGCUAAUGAAAUAUCGAAACCAGCAGAGAAAGUGACGGUCAUUGUGCAAUAUAAUUUGAAAAAAUUUAAUAAAAUCAAAGAUGAAGCUGGUGACUCAUUAUACAUACGUGUGGGAUUUGAUCGCACAGGUGAUCUAGGCGAAGGUGAACUGAGAUUCGUCAAAGACGAUGUUCUCUACGUUGAUACGACAAUUUUCCGUGGUGUAUUCGGCCAGUGGCGUGCAUGGAAAUUGGACGAAUAUGGUCAUCGGCUGGAGUGCGGUAUCAUACCGAGUCAAUUAAAGGUGGAAGAAGAACUGCGACUGUUGGGUGAUGUGACAGAUGGGGAUAGUACAACGAGACGUGGCAGCACAUCAGCUCGUCGUUCAUUUUUUCGACGAAAGAAGCAUCCGAGAAGUUCGUCUCGUGAUUCGAAGGAGCUAGCCAGCUUCAGUAACACACAGUUGAGCUGGUUCUCAGACUCAGGAAUGCUCAGCGAAGAAGGCACAAUACCCAGUUAUCAACGAGUGGAAAGAUUAGAUUAUUCCGUUUGUCGACCCGUGCUUAUCCUGGGACCAUUGUCUGAGUGUGUUGCCGAUAAAAUGAUAAAAAAUGACUUUCCGCAACAGUUUGAACGUUGUCUGAUGACCAAAAUGAACUGUUCACAAGAUGCGAUGGAGAAGGGCCUGCAAAAUAACAUUUUGAUUGAUUACCGUAAGCGGGACAGUAUUUACGAGUGCACAACCGUGCAGGCAAUUCGUGAUAUAUGCGAUAAGAAUCGACACUGUAUCAUUGAUGUAUGCAUAUCAGCCGUCGAACGACUACAUCGUCUGCAAAUAUUUCCAAUUGUCUUAUUGCUCCAUUUCAAAUCGGCUAAACAAAUCAAAGAAAUCCAAGAAAAAGACUCACGUUAUCCCACUGAAAAGAUAACGUUGAAGGCAGCUAAGGAGAUGUACGAACAUGCACUGAAACUGGAAUCAGACUAUCGUCACUACAUAUCAGAGGUUAUAUAUGGUGCCAAUAUUACACAUUUGAGUACACAAAUUAAAGCUGCUGUUGACAAAGAACAAACUAAAGUGCUGUGGGUACCCGUAUCGUCACAAUAAGUGUCGUUUAAAAACUGUAUUUGCUAUGCCUAUCCUGUUGAGUAACACUUUUCGCGUUUCCGAAUGUCUGUCAUGACUUUGAAAUUAAAACUCGGAACAGAAUAGGUUUAUCUGAACCGAAAGCAACUUAAAUUUGAUAUGAUCAAUUUUGAUCUGACGUUAAUGGAUCUGGCAGGCUUCCAGAAACUUAUUUGUGAAAAAUUACCUUUUAAAUCUGUCCUAACCGGAUUGAAUAGAACCAGAUUCAGGUCAGGUUCAUUUUCUAAAAUCACCGGACCAUAACGUUCAGGUUAACCCGGUUUUUGGCCUAUUCCGAGCUUUUGUUGCUUUCGGGUAAAAUUUCACGAGUCAUUUAUAUUCAGCAGAAGUAUAUUCGUAAGAAACUAGAAGUUAAACUGACAUUCAAACAGAAUAAUUCUUAAACGAAAACGGGUUCCAAUAACCUAGUGCCUUAGAAUAUUUGUGACUAAAUUUGUUAAAAUUUCGUUUGUGUGAGGCAGUUUUUUUUAAUAAAAAAAAUUUUUUCGCUUUUCGGUUUUUGAUCGACCAAAAUUUUUGUAGCAAAAAAAAUGUGAGACAAAUGUCAAUUUUCGGAUUUGUUUUAUUCUUAAACAAAGUUUCAAGAAGAUAAACGUAAACAAAAGUGCCUUAGAUUUGUAUUAACAAAUUUCAAAUUAAAACUAUUUUAAUGAGCGCGUAAUUUAUUUAUUUAGAAUUGUAAGGAAUUAUAAAAAUCAUCUAUUGAGAAUGAGAAAUGAAACAAA